Molecule: messenger RNA, 894 nt
Organism: Blepharisma stoltei
Lineage: Eukaryota; Ciliophora; Heterotrichea; Heterotrichida; Blepharismidae
Source: the annotation of a GenBank genome assembly
AUGGAUGAGAUCAGCAUAUUUUCAAAAGCUCCGGCAAAUUCAGCAAAAAGCUCAGAUUUAUCCCAAAUAAAUCAUAUGGUUGAACUAUUUCAAAAUUCUUUGCACCAACAAAAAGUGCAUAUCGCUUAUGAAGUUCGUGCAGUUCUUUUUGAAGAGCUCUCAUCUUCAUUCCAAAAUAACUUCUCUUCAGCACUAGAAAAUAUAAAUCAAUCUAAUAAAGCUUCUUUAAUGACUUUAGAAAGAAAAAUCGACGAAAAACUUAAAAAUCUUGAAGAAAGGCUUAGCAAGUUAGAAUGCGAAAAUUGAUAUAUUAAACAAUUUCAGACUAAAAUAGAAGAAAAUUUUGAUAAGCAAGAUCAGAAAGUCCAAGAAUUAUCUAUGAAUUGAAGCAGCAUGAUCCAGACAAUGUGAAAAAUAAAUGAAGAUAAUAAAAAAUUAGAAGAAAUGCAAGAGAAAUUAAAUGAAAACCUUAUUGCUAUUCACAGAGAUUUGAGAACUUUAAAAGAAACAGUAAAAAUGAAAAAAGAUAAUACAGAUGAUAUUAAAGAGAUGCAAAAAGAAGUCUAUACGCUAAAAGUGGAAGUGUUUAAUAAAUUUUUGAUAGAAAACGAAAAAAAUUAUGAAAAAUUUAUGAAAAUUGGAACUGAUUUUGAUUCGAUUAAAGCAAAAAUAGGGACAAUUGAAAGAAAUAGCAGAGAAAGCGAUAAUUUAUCAGAUUCCUUAAAAUCUUUAAAAGUAAGAGAAGAAAGCCAGCUAGUUUUAGUUCUGAAGGACCAAUUUUCUGAUGAUAUCAAAAAAAUCAAUGAAAAUAUGAGAAAUUUAGAGUCGAAAGUGGAUGAUUUAGAAAUUGCUGAGUAUAAAAAUGCAAAGAUUCGGCAAAAAGUUGGAGUUUAA